CAAGUCUUCACUGAAAUCGGAGAGUUUUUCUUCUUCACUUCUUAUUUCCUUCUCCAAAUCUAACCCGGCAACUUCCAUGUAAAUCUGAUUAAAUUAUCUUUUGUGCCAGAGUUUCAUCAUCAACCAAGCACAUGAGAGUUUGAUUUUAUCUUAUAAAUUUUAUUGUAAUAAUAAGUAAGAGAUUAUUCUGCCAUGGCGGGAAUAGCUCUGUUAGUGGAUCUUUUAAAGAAAAAUCCAAGCAUUACUACUCAAACCAUUCAUUCUACUAAAUUAAUUUCCGCAUCAAUUGCUGCUUCAGCUGCUGCUGCUUCUGUUUUCGGUGAAAGGCCUUUUGCUUCUAGGUUUUUAUUCGGUGAUGGUGUGGGAUCAGUUGCCUUUGCGGAUGCCGGUGCAGAAUGGGCACCGGAAGAUUACAUUCCUAAUUUUAAAAAUGCUGCUAAGAAAAUGUUUCAGAAUGAUUCAAUCAAAUAUAGUAUAAAGGAAUAUCCGAUAGAGCUAAAACCUCUGUUCUCAGCUUUUGGACUUAGGGCUUUUGGUAUGACAACCUUGCGAUCAUUUUUGAUGUUCUACUUGCCUCUGUUGGAGCCUCGUACCAACCUGGAAGAAGAUGAAGAUGAAGAUGAAGAUUUUUUACAAGAUGCUCCUCCUGAGGAGCCCACAGAUUUGGUUGUGCCCUUUCAGAAAUCCGUGAAGCAGAUCGUUCGCGAGAUUACUGUUUCAACGACUAGACGGGUUCUUGAAAGAGUUGCUGUUCAUUAUGUUUCACGAAGGAUGGCAUGGAAACUUCUUAAAGAUAUCCCGGUAUCAGCCAGACGCAAGGCCGCCAGGGGGAUGCCUGGUCUAGAGUUGUUCUGCCGUGUUAGUAGAACAACAUUCAGAGGACAUUUGUUAGGGAUUGCAGCAGCAUGGCUUGUCCAAGUUGGAAUUGACAUCUACAGAAGCUGCAAGUUUAUGUUUACUGAUAAACCUGAGGAAGCUGAAAAGAUUGAUAGAGCAGCUCUUAUGAAGCUUAUUGGAACCAAAAUCUGUAUUACAACUGUUAAAUGUGGCGGUUCCUUGAUAUUUGCUUCCAUUGGAGCAGGAGUUGGCGCUUUCUUCCAUCCUUCCAUUGGGCAAUGGAUUGGAUGUGCUGCCGGGGAUGCGGCAGGUUCGUUUAUUAUAACAAUAAUAUUAGUUAAAGGUCUACAUCUUGCACUUUAGAGACCUACAGCAGUUUGGGUUUGCCUUGAUAUGAUUCUUGCACUGCCUUAAAAGGGGACUGGUGCAUGUGUGGAUUCUGCAGCGCUCAUCGCAAAUCACAUGAUUCAUGGGAAAGGUUAUUCGUAUAAGACAAGGAAUAAUUUGUUUUCAUUUUUGCAUGCUUGCUGAGAAUAGAGAUGAUUUCCUACGUGUGUUUUUCUUUUCUUCUCUUCAAAGCCACCCUUCACUGACUAGCUUUUGACUUCAUUUAACUGUGCAGCAGUUUUAAUACAUCAUCAAUUUUGUUGUAAUUCUUUUUAUUAGAAUAUUUGUAAUCUCUAUACUAUCCACACUUCCAAUUUUGGAAGUGACUAUAUAUCCAGAAA
This is a messenger RNA of Papaver somniferum (opium poppy), 1565 nucleotides long. RefSeq lists its product as uncharacterized. NCBI's taxonomy places the organism in Eukaryota, Viridiplantae, Streptophyta, Magnoliopsida, Ranunculales, Papaveraceae. Bases 193 to 1200 code for a protein of 335 amino acids. The record is from RefSeq and is a predicted model, not a curated record. The transcript is spliced from 6 exons.